Messenger RNA from Entrophospora sp. SA101, 906 nucleotides. The record is from the annotation of a GenBank genome assembly. Lineage: Eukaryota; Fungi; Glomeromycota; Glomeromycetes; Entrophosporales; Entrophosporaceae.
AUGUCCCCAAAACAAGAAGAAAAGGAUUUUAACAAUUUAGCCAGUGUUAAAGAAAAAAUUAGAACUCUUUGUUUUAUUCAACAAGGCUAUACUGGUAAAGUAGUAAUAGAGAACUUUCCUGAUUUAACUCAGUUGAAUUUAGGUAAUAAUGAAUUAGAAGAGAUCAUUAUUCACAAUUGCCCUGAUUUAAAAUUAGUUCAAGUAGCUCACAAUAAACUUACUAAGUUAAAGAUAGAGAACUGUCCAAAUGUUCAAGAAAACUAUACUCAUAAUAACCAAUUAACUAAAAAUGAAGUGGAAAAACUAGAUCUUAGCAGUUUAGGAUUACAAGGAGAAUUAAACUUGGAAGGAUUUACUAAUUUAAAGAGUUUAGAUUGUAGUGAUAAUGAACUAACCAAUUUGGAUAAGUGUGAGAAAUUGGAAUAUUUAGAUUAUUUCACUGGUCUAAGUAAUUUACAUACUUUAAUGAUAACAUCUAAUGAACUAGAAGAAGUUGAUUUAAGUGACUUAACUAGUUUAAAAAGUUUAAAUUGUGGUUUGAAUAAUAUAGAUGCUUUAGAUUUAAGUAAUAACUUAGAAAUAGAAAUUGGUUGUGAAAAUUUGGUAACACUAGAUUAUGCUGAGAACAGUUUAACAGAAUUAGAUAUUAGCAACUUAAAAAACUUAGAUGUUGGAAUAGAUAAAAAAGAAGUUCCAGAGUUUGAACAAUUCUUACAAGAAAAAAGAGAUAAACCAAUCAAAGAAAUCUUGGCUAAUCCCAAUAAUUACUCUCUUGAAGAUAUUCUCAAAUUAGAAGAGAAAGAGUUAAAAGAAAAGUUAGUUGAACUAGCAACUAAAAAACAUGAAGAAAUAAGAUUACAAAAAGAAAGGGAGUUCAUGGAUAAAUUAAGAAAGAGAAAAAGAUAG